AUGGAGGGCGCGGGCGGCGAGCGGGCGCCGCUGCUGGGCGCGCGGCGGGAGGCGUUCGCGGGCCGGCGCGCGGCGUGCGCGGCCGUGCUGCUGACGGAGCUGCUGGAGCGCGCCGCCUUCUACGGCGUCACCGCCAACCUGGUGCUGUUCCUGAACGGCGAGCCGUUCGGCUGGGAGGGCGCGCAGGCCAGCCAGGCGCUGCUCCUCUUCCUGGGCCUCGCCUACCUGGUGUCGCCGUUCGGCGGCUGGCUGGCCGACGCGCAGCUCGGCCGCGCGCGCGCCAUCCUGCUCAGCCUGGCGCUCUACCUGCUGGGCAUGCUGGCCUUCCCGCUGCUGGCGGCGCCCGCCACGCGCCCCGCCUUCUGCGGGGCCCCGCGCCCCACGCGCGUCCGCAACUGCUCGGCGCCGCCCUGCCCGGACGCGGCCGCCCGCUACUGCGCGCCCGCCGCGCUGACCGCGCUGGCGCUUGCAGGCCUGGGCGUGGGCGCCGUCAAGGCCAACGUCACGCCCUUCGGCGCCGACCAGGUUAAAGACCGAGGUCCAGAAGCCACAAGGAGAUUUUUCAAUUGGUUUUACUGGAGCAUUAACCUGGGAGCAAUCAUUUCUCUGGGCGGCAUCGCCUACAUUCAGCAGAACGUGAGCUUUGUGACCGGCUACCUCAUCCCCGUGGUCUGCAUCGGGGUGGCCUUCCUGGUCUUCCUCUGCGGCCAGAGCGUUUUCAUCACCAAGCCGCCCGACGGCAGUGCCUUCACACACGUGUUCAGGAUACUGGCAUACUCGUGCCGUCCCCAGAAGCGGACUGGAGAGCGUGGUCCCAGUGGUGAAGGCAUUGGAGCCCUUCAGCACCCUUCUAAACACAGUCUGUUUGAUUCAUGUAAGAGGUCUCGCGGAGGGCCGUUUACGGAAGACACAGUGGACGACGUGAAGGCCCUUGUGAAGAUCAUCCCCGUCUUCCUGGCUUUGAUACCCUACUGGACGGUGUACUUCCAAAUGCAGACAACGUACGUUCUGCAGAGUCUUCACCUGAAGAUUCCAGCAAUUUCCAGCAUCACAGCCACUCCUCAUACGUUCCCAGCGGCCUGGCUGACCAUGUUCGACGCGGUUCUCAUCCUGCUGCUGAUCCCCUUGAAGGAUAAGCUGGUCGACCCUGUUCUGCGCAGGAAUGGCUUGCUCCCGUCGUCCCUGAAGAGGAUCGCCGUGGGGAUGUUCUUUGUGAUGUGCUCUGCCUUCGCUGCAGGAAUCUUGGAAAGCAAACGGCUGGACCUUGUGAAAGAGAAAACCAUUAAUCAGACCAUCGGGAAAGUCGUUUACUACGCUGCCGACCUGCCCAUCUGGUGGCAGGUCCCACAGUACGUGCUCAUCGGCAUCAGUGAGAUCUUUGCGAGCAUAGCAGGCCUGGAGUUUGCGUACUCGGCAGCCCCCAAGUCCAUGCAGAGCGCCAUCAUGGGCUUGUUCUUCUUCUUCUCUGGCGUUGGCUCGUUCGUGGGCUCCGGCCUGUUAGAGCUCGUGUCCCUCAAAGCCAUCGGCUGGAUGAGCAACCACACCGACUUCGGGAAUAUUAACGGCUGCCACCUGAACUAUUACUUCUUUCUCCUGGCCGCCAUCCAGGGGGCCACCCUCCUGCUCUUCCUCAUCGUGUCCGUGAGAUACGACCGCCAGCGGUCACGAGCCAACGGAGCACCCGCCGGGAGGAGGACCUAACGGCCCCGAGGCGGAAGCCGGCCGGGCGCCGGGACUUGUGGCCACGUGCUGGGCGUGUCUCUCGUGACGCCCACGGCCUCACACGGGCCCCUUUCUUCCCCCAGAUGAGCUGGGUAAGUGCCUUUCCGUGGUCUCCCUCCGGUCACGCGGGG
Messenger RNA from Hyaena hyaena (striped hyena), 1853 nucleotides. RefSeq names its product solute carrier family 15 member 4 (gene SLC15A4). Gene Ontology annotation, cellular component: membrane. The record is from RefSeq and is a predicted model, not a curated record. Lineage: Eukaryota; Metazoa; Chordata; Mammalia; Carnivora; Hyaenidae. Gene Ontology annotation, biological process: transmembrane transport; histidine transport; oligopeptide transport. The coding region runs from base 1 to 1701 and encodes 566 amino acids. Gene Ontology annotation, molecular function: L-histidine transmembrane transporter activity. The transcript is spliced from 8 exons.